AAAGUCCAGGGGAGAGGGGUGCAUACCUGCCUCCUACGCACAACAGCUCAUUCCCACUCCUCCCUGCCUACACAUCUGCCUGCCUGGACGAGGGCUCUGGGGCCUGGAUCCGGACCGGAGCAUGCGGCUGCUUUUUGAGGCAGUGGUUCUGUGCCUGACCCUGGGCUUAGGACUAUGUAGCGAGGAAACAACACAGGAGAACACCGUCCACCAAGCUUCCCAAGCAGAGUCAACCUAUUCAGAGUGGGGCAUCGGAGCCAUCCGGGACAGCUUCGAAACAGUUAACAGCUACUUUGACUCCUUCUUGGAACUGCUUGGGGGAAAAAACGGUGUUUGCCAGUACAGAUGUCGAUACGGGAAGGCUCCAAUGCCGCGACCUCACUACAAACCCCAAGAACCCAACGGCUGUAGCUCCUAUUUUCUGGGGCUCAAGGUACCCGAAAGUCUAGAUCUGGGCAUCCCUGCCAUGACCAAGUGCUGUAACCAGCUGGACAUUUGUUACGACACCUGUGGGGCCAACAAAUACCGCUGCGAUGCCAAGUUCCGCUGGUGCCUCCACUCCAUCUGCUCCGACCUCAAGCGCAGCCUCGGAUUCGUCUCCAAGGUGGAAGCUUGUGAAUCCGUCGCAGACACAGUGUUCAACGCUGUCUGGACCCUGGGCUGCCGGCCCUUCAUGAACAGCCAAAGGAGCGCCUGCAUUUGCAGCGAGGAAGAACGAGAUGAAUUGUGAGGAAGAGCAGAUGCCCGGCCUCUGUGAGCCUGCUGCCAAGCGUCCCCUCUCUGAUACCACUUCAGCACAGCGAUUUCUAUCAGCUCUCUGGCCUAGCACAGGAUGGGGGGACCUGGGCCAGGCAAUACACAUCAACUACAGCUUCUGGGCAGAGGGCUGCAAACAAACGGGAGGACAGCCUGUGCACACAGCGCAGUGAUACCCGCUGUCCACCACAGAUGCAGUUCAACAGCCCUACCUACCCCUUUCCAAGUCCAUCAGCCUGAAUGAUCCGAUGCCAGUUUUCUCUACAGACUCGCACAGACUCAUCAGGAGAGGCAAGCAGGAUGCAGCUCUGGUUAUAAACAAGGGGCUUUACCUGUUUGUUUGCCUUAGACACACCUGUAUUAGCUCCCCCUGCCCCUUAACUCUCUAAUUUGCAGUGCAAGGUAUUAGGUUUCUGCAACCCCUGAAAAACUCAGUCCAUGGACACACUAUUUACAUUUUUCCACCACUGUUGAUAGACUGAAGAAAAGAGGGGUAAUUUGCUUUCAGUAUGUUGCUCACACCCAUCCCUGACAUUUUCCAUCCUAUCAUAACACACCCUGACAACCCUGCUUAUUUAAAUACUUGGUGGAUCUUAAAACGAUUUAAAACAUUCAGGGAUUUUGUAAGCAUGAGAAAGACUUUAAGUGUUUGUGAUACAGGCACAAAUCAUAUUUGGGCAGAAGGGGACCAAAGCCCAUCACGUCUGAGAUAUGAAAUCAUACCACUCUCCCACUGUCUCAGGAGAGGAAGCUGCUUUCCUUUUGCAGUGUCAUCCAGAUCUAUUUAAUUAUCUUCCUCCUGUAUCAUUUAACAAAGCUUUUCCCUUAAGAUCCCUUUUUACACAAAAUGGUUGGGUAUCCGCCUCCCUUCUUUUGUGUGAGGGAAACAGGAGGCUCACAGUUGCCUUGGAUGAGGUAUUAAAAAUCCUGAAGGCUUAUCUGUCAGGCUUACAUGCUACCUCUGUGGGGCAGAGACACCGCCAACUGAUGAGUGAUCAGCAGCCUCAGAUGGCAUUCUUUCUAAAACGUGGUUAAUACUUCCAUCUACUAGCGUAAGCUUUUAUUGCACGCAAAAUUAGAAUUCAAAGAGGUAUAUGGAAUUUCAUCUACAUAUAACAUUUGCAGACAGCUUUCAUCUGUGUUACUUGUUGAAAGGAAGUUGCUACUGGGUGUGCGUGCCAUGCCACGUAAAUACUUCAGCGUCUUCUGCAAACAUUUAUGGUUGUGUUCUUCCAUCUGCCGUGGAAAAGUUAAGGCUACAGAAGGGUGAUUUAACAAGAAUGGGAAGAGCCUUAGUUACUUUUCUGUUAGUUUGUGUUUGAAUGCAUGGAGCUAUAAAUUAUUUAAGCCCCAUA
This is a messenger RNA of Falco peregrinus (peregrine falcon), 2111 nucleotides long. It is a transcript of the gene PLA2G12B, whose product is annotated as phospholipase A2 group XIIB. Bases 122 to 730 code for a protein of 202 amino acids. The transcript is spliced from 4 exons. Gene Ontology annotation, cellular component: extracellular region. The record is from RefSeq and is a predicted model, not a curated record. NCBI's taxonomy places the organism in Eukaryota, Metazoa, Chordata, Aves, Falconiformes, Falconidae. Gene Ontology annotation, biological process: phospholipid metabolic process; arachidonate secretion; cholesterol homeostasis. Gene Ontology annotation, molecular function: A2-type glycerophospholipase activity; calcium ion binding.